Messenger RNA from Pichia membranifaciens NRRL Y-2026, 2841 nucleotides. RefSeq lists its product as hypothetical. The transcript has a single exon. Gene Ontology annotation, molecular function: sequence-specific DNA binding; zinc ion binding; DNA-binding transcription factor activity, RNA polymerase II-specific. The coding region runs from base 478 to 2604 and encodes 708 amino acids. Gene Ontology annotation, biological process: positive regulation of transcription by RNA polymerase II; DNA-templated transcription. Lineage: Eukaryota; Fungi; Ascomycota; Pichiomycetes; Pichiales; Pichiaceae. The record is from RefSeq and is a predicted model, not a curated record.
CCUGCCGAUGCCGCUGGCGGUGACGGUGACGGGGCCUGUGUGGACGGAUGAGGUGGCCGGAGGAAAGCGCAGAGCAGGAGAAGGGGGCUCAGGGCGGGCAGGAGGGCAACAGGGCAACAGGGCAACAAGGACUCUGGUGCAGGCUGGCUACGAUUUUGAAGCCAUUGAAAAAGCACGGUCUGACACGCUGCUGCUGCCCCUAUCUUCAGCCACUCCCUUGCCACGGCGACUCUCGGACACAGCAUGCAGGCGGACGGAGCCAACACGCUUGUGCCAGACACUGUGAAGUCGUGCACGAACUGCCGCAAAAAGAAGGUGAAAGUAUGUUCCGGGAGAUGAGUCCCGUUGUUUGUAUGCCCGCCAGCUGCGAUACUAACAUGGAUGCCUGGGGCUCCCCGUUGCCCAUCCGCUUUUCCACAGUGCCAAGGAGAAUUGCCAUGCUGCUACCGCUGCAGCAAGUGGGGCUUGGCGUGCGACAUGCCGCAGAACGUGUUCUACACGUACUCCACGGUCAGCACGCUACUUGAGAAGAUCGAUGGCUUGAACGCCGUCCUUGGCCGGCUGCAGCCCUCACAGUCGGCGGCGUCCACACACUCCACGCUCGUGAACCACGGGCUCUCGGACGCGGACAACCUGCCCAUCUCCAUCGAGGAGCUUUCCAACGAGGUGGGCUCAUUGACGACGUCGAGCAACGACGACCUACAGGGCAAGUACAUUGGCGCAGCGACGGGCUCGAACUUCGCCAAGAUGUUCCUCCGACAGAUGCACCUGCAGAAGUUGGACGAGUUGGACCACUUGUCGAUCUCCGACUUCGCAACCGCAGAUCCCAGCGUGCACAUGCUCUCCAAGUCGUGCGCCCCGCUUCCCCCCUACGCCAUUGCCCGGCUGGCGACAAACAACUACAUCAACUACAUCCAGGUCUACUACCCUGUUCUCAUGACGAAAAGCUUCUUGGACCUCCUAACUCGAAUGUACAGCUCGCCCAAGGAUCUGACGCACCACGAAAAGUACGUCGUGUUCAUGGUGAUAGCCUUGGGAUUGGACAGAGGCGAGAAGGACCCCAGAUUGGUGAACUACUACAACCAGUUCAAGCCCGUGGAGUUCUUCAACACCGCCCAGAGGUAUCUGGAAAAGCUGCUCCCCGUGAGGUCUUUUCAAACCCUACAGGAGCUAAUACUCCUGACCAUCUGGCUGAACAACACCAACGCGUUUAACGACGAUAAUGGAGACCUCUGGUAUCUUGGGAGAUACAUGAUGACGUUGGCUAUGGAGAUGGACCUUCAGAAAAAUAGACCCGAGCAGAAUGCCUUGGAGUCGAAGCAAGAGUUGAGAAAUAGGUUGUUUUGGUCAACCUAUAUAUUGGAAAGAGCCAACGCAGUCAAAUUCGGACGUGGGUUAUCUUUGAGAAAGCAGGACAUCGAAACGGAGUCCCCGAAAUUCAUCGUCGAUGAUGACCUAUCCGCCGACGCCUCGCUAAAUGACUACAACCAGGUCAAAUUCACACCAUGUUUGAUCUCUAUCGAGCUAUACGAAAUAUAUGGCGUUUUGUUGGAAACAAUCUAUAUUUCUAGGACCAAGGGGUCCAAGCCUAUUCUAAGUGACGAAACCAUACGAGACUACAAAUUUAGAAUCCAAGAGUCGGUCUCUCAUCUUUUGACGAAAAUAGAAAACGAAAUACCAAAAGACCUCAUCUGCUAUCACGAAUUGAGAAUCAGAGCUCAUAUCGCUUCCGUCUUGUUGAACAGGCCCUCGCCUUCCUAUCUAUCUCCUGACAUUGAGUCAUUGGUGCAAUGCAAAGAAGAUUGCCUGCGUUGCAUGGACUCAUUCAAGUUUCUAAUGAGCACAAUAUGGAAAAGUAGUCCUUCCUGUUUGCACGACUUGGUCAACGUGAGCUUAACUAUGAUUUUUUGUUGUUGGAAAACAGAGCCAAAUUCAGAACGUUUAAAGAUUUUUUCAACUGACACCCUUAACGUGAUGAACGAGAUCAUCAAAACCUAUCCAAGUUUCAUAAAGUUCAAAAAUCUUUACAUCGUUGUUUCUUCGAUUAUCAUCAAUGGAUUCGACAAUAAAGCGGAUGACGGCUCCCAGGCAGCACAAUUUGCAGGUGAUGUUUUCUCUGACGUUCCAUCUCCACUGCAACAGCUGAAGGCAAAUAUGUUGCAGAACGUUGGUCACAACUAUCCAACCCAACCGCAACACAGAGCAGAUGCAAAACGACGCUUCACUCAAACAGAUCAAUCUCCCUCUUAUUUCUCGCCAGUCACUUCAUCACAGCUUCAACUACAACCCCAACACUUUCCAAUAAAGUUCAAAGACUCGCAGAGCUUCCAACAGGAUCCAGUCGGACUGCAACAGCAACAACAACUACAACAAUUCACCACCACCCAGCCAGCACAGAAUAAGGACAAAAUGCAACAUUCACAACGCCACUCAUACCAAUAUAACAUGCCAUCGGGUAACAUUCCUGACAACCCGAGUGUUAUGGACACUCUGACUCAAGAACUCUUUCAGGACGUUUUCAAGCAGUACUACUUUCAAGGUAACGAUACUGUCAGGGAGGACAUUGAUCAGCUUUUUGAAUUCCAAAGGUUUAACUGGACGUAGCCUAUUAAUCAGUGAAUAGUUGUUAAUUUAUUUUUCCGCCUUUUGGACAGUCGGAGCGCUACACUGUACGUAUUUACUUUACAUAUAUUCUGGAUAUUCGAUUAAAAUAAAAUAAAAUGAAAUGCCACUUAGAUUAGCGUAGGAAAAAGCAUUGUUGUACAAAAGAAGUCAGAUGGGAAUUAUAACAGUUCUAGAAAGUGUAACGGAAGUGUUUGUUUUCAUGGUCAGUAAGAUCCU